CUUUCUCAUAAUUUAAUCGCUCAUUAACUUUUCUUUUUCUUUUCCCAAUUCAGAUUCCUAAUCCCAUCCCCAAUGCACAACCACAUACAUGGCGCACCCUUCACAUUCCUAGAGAGAGAGAAUUCUCUUCUGCUUCUGUUCUUAGCUGUGGUGUUGCGUGGUGCUGGUGAUUUUGGUGGUUGUGUGUGUACAAGUACUGGAACUAGUUCAUUUAAUAAUGGUGGGUAAAGAGAAGCACGAGAGAGAGAAAGAGAAGAUGUUUGUGGGUGUAGUCUGGAACUGUGCAGCUGAGCUUAAAUUCCUCCUUACAGCUGUUUUCUUCCUGUGCUCUCUUGUCACCAUUCUCCAGUUCCUCCCCUCUCGCUUCUCUAUUUCCUCCGUCUCAGAUCUCCCCAACUGCAUCACCACCACCACCGCCAGUGAAGUUGUAAACACAUCAGCAUCAACGGUGCCACCGGACGUAGAAACGGUAACCCCACCGCCUUCCACCCUUUCACCGCCGUUCGUACAAAAAGACCAGGUUCUGGAAGGUGGCAUCAUAAAGCGAUCCUUCAACCCCUAUGGCUCAGCAGCAUACAACUUCAUAUUGAUGUCCACUUACAGAGGAGGACUCAACAACUUUGCCGUUAUCGGCCUCGCUGCGAAACCCCUCCACGUCUUCGGUAAACCCAUCUACGAAUGCCAAUGGCUCUCUAACUCUAACAACACCCAACAACCCAUCACCACAGUUGGCGACAAAAUCCUCCCAGAUUGGGGCUAUGGCCGUGUCUAUACCGUCGUCGUCGUCCAUUGCACUUUUUCAAUUCCCAUCAACGAGGACAACUCCGGUGGAAAAUUACUUCUUCAAGCGAUCACCAAUGGUGGUUUCGACCUGAGCUCCAAUUUAACAGACGACAUUGAAGCUCUGGUGGAGCAACCUGGUAGUUUAAAUCUCGCCCACUUUAUGUCGCAACCUAAAUAUGAUUAUCUGUACUGUGGGUCGUCGUUGUAUGGGAACUUAAGUCCACAGAGGAUGAGAGAAUGGUUGGCCUAUCAUGUGAGGUUGUUCGGGGAGAAGUCGCAUUUUGUGAUACAUGAUGCUGGGGGUAUACAUUCUGGGGUCAUGGAGGUGCUGAGGCCUUGGAUGGAAAAAGGGUAUGUCACUUUUCAGGACAUUAGAGAGCAAGAGAGGUUUGAUGGUUAUUAUCAUAAUCAGUUUCUGAUUGUGAAUGAUUGUUUGCAUCGGUAUCGGUAUAUGGCUAAGUGGAUGUUUUUCUUUGAUGUGGAUGAGUUCAUCUUUGUGUCCAAGAAGAGCACUAUUAAAUCCGUGCUCGAUUCGCUUUCAGAGUAUACCCAAUUCACUAUCGAGCAGAUACCGAUGUCUAACAAGCUCUGUCUCACUGAAGAUGCCGGUAAAACUUACAGGAAAUGGGGGUUUGAGAAGCUAGUGUACAAAGAUGUGAAGAGAGGAAUCAGGAGGGACCGUAAAUACGCGGUGCAACCGCGCAACGUGUUUGCCACCGGAGUUCACAUGUCACAGAACACCGCAGGUAAGACAACACACAAGACGGAGGGGCGUAUCAAGUACUUCCAUUAUCACGGGACCAUAGCCGAACGGCGUGAGCCAUGUCGGCAGCUUAUCAAUACAACAGAUUUCACCCUUGAUGGAAUCCCAUACGUUAAGGAUACCACAAUGCGGAGUGUUGCCGGAGCUGUGAAGAGAUUUGAACAGAAAAUGAUUGGGUCUAGAUUAGAUAGGACGCGGCAAUGACUGGUUAAAGAUCUUUCAUUUUUCUUACAUGUGAGUGGCCUGUGUCUACUUUUAGUCCACCUGCAGGUAGAGUGAUUUCUGUGAUAUUUUUCACUUUUGUAAGACACAUAUAGACGGUAGAUAAAAGCCAUUUAUGUCUGGGUAUGGAUACAGUGUUUGUAUUCUUUGUAUAUCUAUUCUAUUCAUUUGUUGCAUUAUGUGGAUUGAUUGAUUGCAGUGUCGGUGUUGGGGGACCACCAUACUUUUUUUUUUUCGGAAAGUCGGGGGACCAUUAUACUUGCCACCAACGAAAGGG
Molecule: messenger RNA, 2045 nt
Organism: Ilex paraguariensis (yerba mate)
Lineage: Eukaryota; Viridiplantae; Streptophyta; Magnoliopsida; Aquifoliales; Aquifoliaceae
Source: the annotation of a GenBank genome assembly